Molecule: messenger RNA, 492 nt
Organism: Caenorhabditis elegans
Lineage: Eukaryota; Metazoa; Nematoda; Chromadorea; Rhabditida; Rhabditidae
Gene: ttr-19
Product: Transthyretin-like family protein
Exons: 2
Coding region: 4-435 (143 amino acids)
Cellular component (GO): cell surface; extracellular region
Source: RefSeq, marked reviewed
GUUAUGGAGCUCUCCAUGUUUAAAAUUGUGUUUGUUUUCGCUCUUUUAAACACUUCAAAUGCCCUUCUUGGUAUGGGAAGAAAACAAUCAGUAUCAGUUACUGGUCGACUUACUUGCUUGGGAAAACCUGCAGAAGGUGUGAAGAUUAAACUGUAUGAAAAGGAGAAAAUCAAGGACAUAAAAAUGGAUCAAACGUAUACCGAUGCGAAUGGAGUAUUCACAGUUUCCGGAUACAAGACAGAAAUUACAAAUAUCGAUCCAAAGGUGAACAUAUAUCAUAAAUGCAAUACAAUUGGUCUAUGCUACCAAAAGUUUGGAAUUACAAUUCCUGACAACUUUAUAUCAAUUGGUUCGAUUCCACAGAAAACAUUCGAUAUCGGAGAAAUACAUUUGGCAAAUAUUUUUCAAUGCCAGACAACUGAUUGUAUUAAUUAAAUAUUCAAUGGAGUUCUUCUGUUAAAAAGUUUUAUUUUUCAAAAUAAAGUCAUCAUC